CUGUAAUAAUAGGGACGAACUUCCGUAACAGGCAAAGUAGAAAACGCUUAGCGGUGCGAGGCACAAUUGACUCCAAACCAUCAUGUCCGGUCCAGGAGAACAACAGCCUCUCCUCUCAUUCCCGUAUGGCGAGGAUGGUGCGCCCACAGAGCCGCCCAAAGGGACUUUAGACGUCUGGCGCGAGAACAUUUCGUGCGUUUUAGAGUCCCGGCGCUUCCAUACAUUCAUUAUUACCUUGAUUGUGAUUGAUGCUACUUGUGUCCUCGCUGAUCUCGGAUUCACCGUCUUGUCCGAUUCAUGCGCCCCGCUAGAUGAGGGCCCUGCAUGGCUCGAAGUUCUGGCCACUAUAUCCCUUGCCAUAACCACGCUCUUUCUUAUUGAAAUACCAGUUGCCCUCUGGACCUUUGGAGUCCGCUUCUACAGCCCAUUCUCAGAUGUUCCGCAUUCGACUUUGCAUCUGUUUGAUGCCGCAAUUAUCAUCACGACUUUCAUACUCGAAUUUGUCCUCAAGGGACGCCAACGCGAAUUGGCUGGUCUGCUGAUCAUUCUUCGUCUGUGGCGUUUAGUGAAGCUUGUUGGAGGCAUUGCCGUAGGAGCUGCGGAACUAGGGGAAGAAACUGCAGAGGAACUCGAAGAGACCAAAAGGCAGCUUGAGGGCACCACAAUCGCACUUGCAAAGGCUCGCGAGGAGAAUCGCAAGUUGCGGGGCCGGGUAGCCUGGUUGGAGACGGGCGGAUCCGAAGGAGCCGAGUUUUGAGCCGAAGCUGAUCUCAUAACACAUGCUUUCUGUCACCUAUCCUUGGAAAGUCACUAGUCCAGACUGAGGUAUUCAAAAUUUUACAACUGCAUUACGAUGGUGGAUAUAUUUAAUACAGCAUUGGUGGUGAUACC
Suillus discolor is the source of this 891-nucleotide messenger RNA. RefSeq lists its product as uncharacterized. The record is from RefSeq and is a predicted model, not a curated record. Gene Ontology annotation, cellular component: plasma membrane. Lineage: Eukaryota; Fungi; Basidiomycota; Agaricomycetes; Boletales; Suillaceae. The coding region runs from base 83 to 757 and encodes 224 amino acids. Gene Ontology annotation, biological process: proton transmembrane transport. Gene Ontology annotation, molecular function: voltage-gated proton channel activity. The transcript is spliced from 3 exons.